GGAGAGCCCAGCUCAAUACAGAGAGAGAAGGGAAGCGGCUCCCUGCCCUCCGACACCUCGGCAUCCAGCUUGGUGGCAUCUCGGCUGGGUGGCUAUUGGGGAGGGGGCGGGGUGAGCCUUGAAGAUGAACCGCAGCUUUAGUAAGUCCCAGACGUUGCGGUAUGUGGCGAGUAGCUCCGUGGAGGUAAAAAGCAAGUAUGGGGCGGAGUUUAGAAGGUUUUGUCUUAACCGCUACAAACCAGGAACAUUUGAUGAGUUCUACAACCUUAUUCUUCACAUUCAUCACAUCUCCAGCAUGGACGUCAUGCUUGGAUAUGCAGAUGUCCAUGGAGACCUUCUCCCUAUUAACAAUGAUGACAAUUUCUUAAAAGCCGUUUCUAGUGCAAAUCCACUCCUCCGAGUAUUUAUUCAAAAGCAAGAAGAAGUAGACUACAGCACCUUUGGUUCAGCUACAUUAAACCGAAAGAAAAGAAAUGCUCUGGUGGCACUUCGCAAUGACAGCCUCAGGCAUAGGAAAUCUCACAUAAACAUCAGCAUGCCCCAUGACUUUAGACCAGUCUCCUCCAUCAUAGAUGUGGACAUACUUCCUGAGACACACAGACGAGUUCGGCUGUUCCGGCAUGGAUGUGAAAAGCCCCUGGGAUUCUAUAUUCGAGAUGGUACUAGUGUUAGGGUGACACCUCAUGGCCUGGAGAAGGUGCCAGGCAUAUUCAUUUCUAGAAUGGUUCCUGGGGGCUUAGCAGAAAGCACUGGUUUGCUUGCUGUAAAUGAUGAGGUUCUGGAAGUAAAUGGCAUCGAAGUAGCUGGAAAGACUCUUGACCAAGUAACUGAUAUGAUGAUAGCAAACAGCCACAACCUUAUUAUUACAGUUAAGCCUGCAAACCAAAGGAACAAUAUUAUCCGGAGUAGCCGGAUGUCUGGAAGCUCUGGCCAAUCCACAGACAGCACUGCAAGUCAUCACAGUUUACCUCCUGCUCACCUUCUCCAGAACUUCCAUCCCGACGAGAUGGAGAGUGACGACGAUGCCGACAUUGUUAUUGAGGGCAUCGAACCCCGCAACAUUCCAAAAUCUCACAGCCUUCCAUCAGGAAGCUUGUCGCGAAUCAAUGGCAGUAGCCUGAGCCACAAGCUAGAAAGAGACUUGGGCCUCAAUCAUUCUGGAAGGGAGAGCAAUGGAAGUAUUCACAAAAUAUUAAGUAGCUUAAAAGCUGAUCCCAGAAACAGCUUAGUAAUUCCAAAGGGAGGAAUUGAGGAGGACGGUACUGUUAUUACACUUUAAUUUGUGGAUGUAAAACUCCCAGACAUCAUGCUGUUGUGAAGUAAAACUCAUGGCAAAGCAACUGUUGGAUAAGGAUGCAUGGAGUUGUUUAUAGCAAAGAGAUGUGGAAAUUGACACCCAUACUUUAGGUACUGCCUGGUAUUGCAUUAUAACAUAGUCUACAAUUUGCAGAGAUUUGAAUAUGCAAGAAAUAUUGCUACACGGUCACAUACUGAAUCUUAAUAAACGGAAAUCGUGUGUUAAACAGAGUCAGCUGAAUGGUACACGCUUGGAAUAAAGCUAUGUAUGCUCAUGUAUUACUUCCAGGCCGUGGUUCUGAUUUUAGGCUAGCUAUUAUAAAUGUGGAUAUCGUUUGAUUUAAUGUACCUCUGGUAGGUUUUUCAUUUUACCAUACAAAAAGGAAUGAUGGAAGCACAGCCGUAGUGCAUUUUUCUACAACUCUGUAUUCAAAGUAUAUAGCUGGCCCAGUAAGAGUUCUCUAUUUUUGUGACUGUGGAGGCAGAUUGUCAGAAUUUUUCUUUGUUAAACAGCACCACUUGCUGGUCAACUGUGGUGAAAUACCUUCGGUUUUUCUGGUGAUGGACAAAGUUCUCGUGGCACCUCUAGGGAUUUUUUUUUUCUUCCUGUGAAUUUAACAGCCUAAAUGUUACAUGUUGUCUGCAUCCUAAAUGAUAUAUCCUUGUAAUGUCAAUGUGUCUGAAUACUUGCAAUGCUACCUAUUUGUGACUGUUACACUAUGGGAUUGCGGGAAUCAGUAACCGCACAGUUACAAGUGGAACUGAUAGAGCAGCCUGUGUGCCCAUAGUUCUACCUUACACAGAGGGCUGGCAGUCCGUCUGCAAUGUACUGUAAUGUACUGUAUUGGUUUCUGUCAGUAUUAUCCCGCACAUUAUUUCACUGCAAGAAACAUCUACAUUUUCAAUGAACUCUUGUCUGUUAGUGAAGAAUGUAUCCGAUUUUACCCCUUAGCUGCAUGUAGAAAUCAUGAAUGACAAAUUCCAUAGCAAAUAGUGCGGAAGAAUCAUGAAGAUUUAAAGUACCUGGACGGGAACCUCCACGUUAAAAGCAUUUUAACCCACUGAACUGUUUUGCAUUAUGGACCCAUGGGGAUAGUCUGAUAAAAAAAGGGUGUUGAACUUGGUCACUAAUAAGAGGCAGCAUAUACCACUACUUCUUGGAACAAAUAUUAAAAAAAAAAUGUUUUCUGUUUUCAUCGUCUGUGCCAUUGUUCCACUUGUGUAAUACAGGGAUGCCUCUCUUGUAGCCUUUCAGUGUAGCUGAACUACAGCUCUCGGAUCUGGAAAACUACGUCAUCUGUGAAUGCUGAGAGGUGCUGUGCAAUAAACAGCUAGAAAGCUAAAGGUUGCAUUCCUGAUUUAGUGUUUAUUAAAUAUUUUUUAUGGAUUUAAGUUUUUUUUUUUUGCAUUUUACUUUUAUGUACUGGGAUAAGGAACUUCAGUAGUUCCGAUGUUACUUAAACACAUUCCACUUUAUUUUUCUAAUUUAAACCCUGAAAUGACAGUGCUUUCCAUCUAUUUGAUUUUAUACAUUUGUACUUUUAAAAGAAACAGGCUUAAUAAAGUAAAAUCUAGCAA
This is a messenger RNA of Xenopus laevis (African clawed frog), 2874 nucleotides long. It is a transcript of the gene pard6g.S, whose product is annotated as par-6 family cell polarity regulator gamma S homeolog. NCBI's taxonomy places the organism in Eukaryota, Metazoa, Chordata, Amphibia, Anura, Pipidae. Gene Ontology annotation, cellular component: cell cortex; bicellular tight junction; cytoplasm. The record is from RefSeq and is marked provisional. Bases 125 to 1279 code for a protein of 384 amino acids. Gene Ontology annotation, biological process: establishment or maintenance of cell polarity; centrosome cycle; regulation of cellular localization. The transcript is spliced from 3 exons.